AAACCCUUCGAUACCUUCAAAUUGGUAUCACAACCAAUUUACUCGUCUAGCAAGAACAUAGCAGCGGCCUAACCGUAGCUAAAACUAAAACCCUAAAAUGGCAUUCAAAUUCGCCGUCUUCGCCGCCAUCGUGGCCGUUGCCAACGCUGUUGCCAUCCACCCAGCCCCAUUGGGAGGUUACCACGCACCUCUGGGAGCUUACCACGCACCUCUGGGAGGAUACCAUGCACCUCUUGGAGCUUACCCAGCUGUGGCCAAGGUCGCCGCUCCGAUCGCUGACUACGACCCGAACCCUCAGUACAGCUACAGCUAUGCCGUCGCUGAUGCUGUGACCGGUGACAACAAGAACCAGCAGGAAUCUCGCUCCGGAGAUGUCGUAACUGGAUCGUACUCUCUGGUGGAACCCGAUGGCACCCGUCGUGUCGUUGAGUACACUGCCGACCCAGUCAACGGAUUCAACGCCGUCGUCCACCGUGAGCCUCUGGCCGUCAAGGCUGUGGCCCCAGUUGCCAAGUUCGCUGCCCCUCUGGCUUACCCCGCCGUCGCUAAGGUUGCUGCCCCGUACGCACCAUACGGAGGAUACCCAGCCUACGGAAAGGCCAUCCUUGGUUAAGAACAAACCUUCAUCCCUAGACGCGAGUUUGAUUUCUUUUCCGGUACCUAAUGCUCAUUCUUCAUCUUGAAGUCAUUAGCGCACAUCACCUUUAAUUUAUUUCUCAUUCUUUCAUUUCUAUCGCCAACACUGUUCUAUUCUAUGAUCUAUUUGAACAUUUGUGUACAUAUGAAUGCAGCUUGUGCUGCUAAAAACGAAAUGGAAAUAAUUUCGUUAUAUAAACUUUGACUGUGUGACAAGAUGUGUGGAACUAUUGUUGCCGUGGUGUUAAUACGAGUGAUCAACCAAAUUAAGGUUAACUUAAAUAAAAGCAAAUUCUACAAAAGAAAAUAUAACCUGUUUCAUUCAGAAUAU
Anopheles funestus (African malaria mosquito) is the source of this 967-nucleotide messenger RNA. Its product is annotated as larval cuticle protein A2B-like. The transcript is spliced from 3 exons. Lineage: Eukaryota; Metazoa; Arthropoda; Insecta; Diptera; Culicidae. Gene Ontology annotation, cellular component: extracellular matrix. Bases 98 to 613 code for a protein of 171 amino acids. The record is from RefSeq and is a predicted model, not a curated record.